CUCACAUCUGGCAUUGACAGACAGACAGACAGAGAGAGAGAAAGAGAGAGAGAGAGAGAGAGAAUCCAGGCUGACCUCAAACAUCCGUCAUACAUUCACAAGGGAGGAAUAGAAGAACAGUGGACACUACAAUCAUACACUAAAGCGGGAAGCUAAAAAUAAAGCGUAUUGUGUUUUACGUCUUUCCCCUUAAAACAGCCUCGCUGUCUCUUUGUACAGCAAGGUGACGCCGCGGACCAGAUGAAGAAACCGGUGACGGCUGUUGCGGAAGGCAGCCCGCUCACACCCAGCUAGACCGCUAUCAGGGGAUUAAACGGAGAAGAGAGAGAGAGAAAAAAAACGAUUGUAGUUUAUAUGUGUGUGGAAACCGAGUCUCUGUGGGCUAGUAGUAGUAUAAGUAUUUAGAUUAUUAUGUGUCGCCGUUUACAAUGACGACAAAGCGAAAGUCAGCCAAACUCCAGCUGCGCCGGUCGAUCAGCGAGCAGCUGCGGGACUCCACGUCCAAGGCUUGGGAUCUACUGUGGAGGAAUGUCCGGGAGAGGCGCUUGGCAGAGAUUGAGGCCAAGGAGGCUUGUGAUUGGCUGAGGGCUGCAGGGUUCCCACAGUACGCCCAGCUCUACGAAGACUCCCAGUUUCCUAUAGAUAUAUUGUCAGUAAGGAGGGACCAUGACUUCUUGGACAAAGACCAUGUGGAACCGUUGUGUCGACGUCUCAACACCCUGAACAAGUUUUGCUCCAUGAAACUAGACGUCAGGCACCCCAGGAAGAAAGCUGAUGAUUCAGACGAGGAUUCAGACCCGCUGGCCAUCAGUAAGAGAUGGACCUUUGAGUGGAACUGCCAGCGCUGGUCCCGCCUCCAGGACGUGCACUUCCUGCUGGGCUCGCCCAAUGAGAGCAGCCCUGAGGGGUGCCAGGGCGAGGGGGAGGGGCUGCUGCGGAGCACGGUGAGCAGUGAGAGCAUCUUAACGGACAUCAGCGAACCAGAGAUCACGGAUAUAUCCUCUCUUCACAGCCAAGAAUCUCUGGGAGCCAUGCUCCCUGACUCGGUCUCUAUGGCAUCGCUGGCCGGGCCCUACCAGCCUCCAAGGGACAUGUCCCACUACAACUCUCUACCAAUCAAAAGCAGACAUCAUGGCCAGGGUGGGCGGAGUCCGGCAAAGUCCUUCCUGCGUCGCAUGGAGAUGAUGCGUACGUGGGGGCUGUCCUCCAAGAGGAAGACAGGAAGUGGACGGGCAUCGUUGGUCGUCAGUGGGCCGGUCUUACAGGGGGAAGAGCCCCAUGCGCUACAGACACUCCACUGUGUCCCCAUCAACCAAUUAGAUGGCAGUCCUCAUCCUCUCCACCAAUCAGACAACAUCACGUCCCCUGUUGCCCAUGGAGACGGCAGCGAGGGCCGAUCAGAGACGAGCAGUGUGAGUUCCAUGAGCCCUAGUGUGAGGCAGAGAGUCUCUAAGCCCCGGCCUAAAAGAAGAAGUGUUUACCUAGAAGACACGGAGCUGCUCUCUGGCGCCCCCCAUGGCUGGAGGACUGAAGCACAACAGAGCCCAAUCAGCAGGAACCACUUCCGCUCAUACGAGGACCUGCUGGUCCACAUCCCCAAGGACCACAAACCAGGCACCUUCCCCAAAGCCCUGUCUAUAGAGAGCCUAGCCCCGGUCACCGAUCACCAGACCCCCUCUCCCUCUCUACUCUACCCCAGUCAAGGCUCCCCCUGGGAGGGUACGGCUCUGUCCAAGAAGCCUCCCUGUCCUGGAGCUCCGCGGGGAAGCAGGGUGAGUGUGUAUGACAACGUCCCCGGGUCUCACCUUUACGCGUCCGCAGGUGACCUGCAGUAUCUUGACCGAGACGAUCACCUGUUCCCCCACCUGGAUGACAUCAUCAGUCACGUCAGCGGCCUGCAGCAGAUUGUAGACCACUGGAGUCGCAGCGUCCUGCCAGAGGGGCAGGAAGGGGAGAGAGACGGGGUCUCCCUAAAUGAUACGGACCCUACAGGGACCAGAGAGAGGAGAGACUCUGGAGUGGGUGAUUCCCUUACCAGACCACGUCUCCGGUGGCCGAGCUUCCGCCUGUCUGACCGCCUGUGCCAAUCAGACUCCUCGCUACAGAUCAGUACCCAAUCAGCUGUCCAGCUCAGCCUGCUCAAGAAGUUCUCUCUGCUCCGACUCACAGCCAUCAUGGAGAAAUACUCCACUAACAAACAUGGCUGGACCUGGUCUGUCCCUACGUUUCUGAAGCGUAUGAACGUUCAAGACAGUAGAGAGAAGGGUGUGUUCGGGGUUUCCCUCAUAGUACAUACACAGCGUUGUGGUUACCCUCUACCCCUCUGUCUACAACAGGCCCUGAGUCAUCUCAGAACACACUGCUUCGACCAGGUGGGUCUGUUCCGUAAGUCAGGUGUGAAGUCUCGUAUCCAGGCGUUAAGACAGGAGUGUGAAUCCAGUCCUGACAGUGUGUUUUACGAGGACCAGUCAGCGUACGACGUAGCAGACAUGGUUAAACAGUUCUUCAGAGACCUUCCUGAACCUCUACUGAUCAGCAAGCUGGGAGAGACCUUCCUGCAUAUAUACCAGUACGUCCCUAAUGACCAGAGGUUGCAGGCCGUGAGGGCCGCCAUCUUGCUGAUGUCAGACGAGAACAGGGAAGUGCUCCAGACGCUACUCUUCUUCCUGCGCGAUGUCACUUCCUGUGUAGAGGAGAACCAGAUGACCCCUAUGAACCUGGCUGUGUGUCUGGGCCCCUCCCUGUUUCAUCUCAACAUACUGAAGAACGACAACCUGUCCCCCAGGUCCAUCCAGAGGAAGUAUGCUACAGGUCGGCCCGACCAGAAGGACCUUAAUGAGAACCUUGCUGCCACACAGGGCCUUGCUCACAUGAUCACUGAGUGCCAACGCCUGUUCGAGAUCCCACAGGAGACGGUGAGCCAAUCCUGUAACUCCUACAUGGAGGCUGAGUUACUAGCGCCCCCUCUGGACGAGCUGUGUAAGACACGUGAGGAAGAGGAGGAGGAGGAGGAGGAGGAAGGGUCCUACCACACACUCAUGGAGGGGCUGGUGCGACGCCUACUAAAGGAGGCCAGAGACAAGAGUAAAGGAUGGGUGUCGAGGACCACCACCGACCACACUGAACUGGCCUUCAAAAAGGUGGCUGAUGGUAACCCCCUGCGGCGGUGGCGUGUGUCUGUGGAGGUGUGUGCCCCGCCCAGUGAUGUGUUGGAGAGGCUGCUGAGGCAGCGCCCCCUGUGGCAGACAGACAUGCUGCAGGAGAAGGUUCUGGAAACCCUGGACAGACAGACAGACAUCUACCAGUACAGCCUGAAGAGCAUGGCACCACACCCCAACACUGACUAUGUGGUACUGAGGUCAUGGCGUAACGAUGUGUCUAAGGGUUGCAGUGUGUUGGUGUGUGUGUCAGUGGACCAGGAGGACAGUCCAGCACUGGCUGCAGUCAGAGGGGUAGUUCUAGAGUCCCACUACCUUCUGGAAUCCUGUGGAACUGGCAGGUCCAGACUCACACACAUCUGCAGGGUUGACAUGAAGGGCAGGUCUCCAGAGUGGUAUAACAAGGCCUUCGGUCACCUGUGUGUCUCUGAGGCCCAGAGGAUCCGUUCUUCCUUCCACCCUACACCCCCCUCAGGCCCUGAGACCAAGAUCUGAACCCCAGGAAUAGGUUCUGAGGCUGGGCUACACCGGCAGGGAGCAUGGCCCCAUGGACCAGAGGAUGUAAAACUUGGAACCAGGGAUACUGAACAGUCUAGAACUUGGAAGUAGGAACACUGAACAGUCUAGAACUUGGAAGUAGGGCCACUGAACAGUCUAGAACUUGGAACCAGAACACUGAACAAUCUAGAACUUGGAACCAGGACACUGAACAUUGGAACCAGGACACUGAACAAUCUAGAACUUGGAACCAGAACACUGAACAAUCUAGAACUUGGAACCAGAACACUGAACAAUCUAGAACUUGGAACCAGGACACUGAACAUUGGAACCAGGACACUGAACAAUCUAGAACUUGGAACCAGGACACUGAACAUUGGAACCAGGACACUGAACAAUCUAGAACUUGGAAGUAGGAACACUGAACAAUCUAGAACAGGGGUGUCAAACAUACGGCCCGCUGGUCCAAUCUAAAACGAUGAACCAGGGACAGUGAAAAAUCUAGAACUUUGUUCCAUGUCCAUGGUUCUAUCUAGAACCUAAAACCAGGGAUUUGGAACGAUCUAGAUUGAACUUGAAGACAGCUCUGGAAUCCUACUGCUUUAUCUCUGCUCUCAUUAUCAGCAUCACUGUCCUUUUUAAACUACUAUCAUUAUUAUUCAUAUUAUUAUCAUCUGUAUUGUCUGUGUUAAUUAUAUUAUCUAUUGUAUUAUUAUUAUUAUUUGUUAUAUUAAUAUUAUGAUGUCAUCAUUGUUGUAUAAUCGUUGAUUUUGUUAUGCUGUUAUACAAUGUCUAGGACAUUCACCCAUUUCACUGCUUCUGGGAAGCGUGUCUGUAACUGUGUGUGUGUGUGUGUGUGUGUGUGUGUGUGUGUGUGUGUGUGUGUGUGUGUGUGUG
Molecule: messenger RNA, 4553 nt
Organism: Salmo salar (Atlantic salmon)
Lineage: Eukaryota; Metazoa; Chordata; Actinopteri; Salmoniformes; Salmonidae
Product: stAR-related lipid transfer protein 13
Biological process (GO): actin cytoskeleton organization; regulation of Rho protein signal transduction; signal transduction
Molecular function (GO): protein binding; lipid binding; GTPase activator activity
Source: RefSeq, a predicted model, not a curated record